Messenger RNA from Orbicella faveolata, 5399 nucleotides. RefSeq lists its product as uncharacterized. The record is from RefSeq and is a predicted model, not a curated record. NCBI's taxonomy places the organism in Eukaryota, Metazoa, Cnidaria, Anthozoa, Scleractinia, Merulinidae.
UCGAGUUUGACGACGGAACGCGAAAAAUCACAAGCCAAAGAAAGAACAGCUUAUUUUGAUGAUCUGUUUCAAUUGUUAGAGACGACGAACGUGAAAAUGGAUAAAAAAGUGCUCGAGCACAUUGCCGAUCUGCUUAAACUUAACGUCCAUCCGGACAAUAUUUUAGAAUUUCUGAGGACAGUGAUGGUGAGAAAGGAAGAAGAAGAAGUGAUUUUUAUUUAAAGAUGCAGCUAGUUUCUCUACCGGAGAUCACCCGUGAAAGGCAAUGUUUCGCAUUUGUUUACAGACUUUCUAAAUUUGAUUACUGAGGAAUAAUUAUUUUGUUCCUUUCAGCUGCAAGAUGUAUUUGUAAACUUCUUUUCUUAUUUCCCUCGUAUAAGUGUCUGAUAAUCAUGUUUAGUUAUUCUAAAAUGUCAUGAUUUCUUUUAAAGUGUUUAAAUUUUUUGUUUUUGAUUUUAAUUCCAGCUGAAUAACUUGUCAACUUCGCAACUUAAACAGUAUUUCACCUGUUUUCGGUGGCAGAAGUUUUUGUGCUCUUGAUUGUUAGUUUUUAUUUCGUUUACACAUUCUGCAUGAAUAAAAAAUGAUAUUAGUAGCAUCUUGAUGCGACGUUUCUGGCACAGACAUUAUUAAACAGUGUUAUAUUUUGUGGUUUUUCUUGCCGGAGAAAUAAUUUUUGACUGACAGAAAGCGUAAGAAAAUGUUUUGAGAUUUGAUUAAAUAGCUAUAGCUUCAUAUUUUCCAGUCAGUUUUUUUUUGGCAUUUCGCAAUUAUUCCAAAAUUCACUAUUUAGCUCUCCUCAUCUAACAAUCAAGUAUUGGCGUUCUUGGUGAAAGAACACGUUACCAGGAAACAAAUAACGCCCAACCCGGUUCAUUGGCUCGCUCAAAGAAGAUUUGAAAACUUUAUAUAACACAGGGCGCAUGACAGUAUAUGUUUGUUAUCGAACUCGCGUGAGGUCCGUAUUAGAGAAAUAUUGGUCUCGUUCAUUGUUUCGCGGGUUUAUGGAACCUUGGCAUAAUCUUGGCAAAAAAAAAAAAAGAAAGAAAGAAGGAACGAGAGCAAUAUUCUCCGAUAUGGUCCGAAUAAGCUAGUUCAGUUCAGUAUUUAUUAUAAUCUUAGGGCUUUUGUUGAUCUGCUGCUAAAUUAAUAGGUUUCCGCGAUUCAUCCUCGGUAACCGCGCGUGCGAAAGGUAAAUUUUUAUUGACUUUUCACACGUCGCUUUUCCCUCCAGACAUGAAAUUAAAAAGAUUUCCACUCAAAAAAAACUUUAUUUUUUGCAAUGAACUGAAAAAGCAAUUCGUCGAAUUUGAUUUGUGAGCGGUACACCUCGGAGGUCCGUAUUGCAAAAUUCGGACCGUGAAGGGAACCAAUCAGUUCAGCCAAAUAAUAAAAAGUGACUAUCAUCGGGAUCUCCUUGGUGUGACCGCCAAAGAACAAGCGAUAUCUGUCUCGAUGGUUAUUCAAAUCAUGGAAUCACAAUCCCUGUCCCCCUUGGCAGUUUUGAUGGCUUUCCGUUCAACUAAUUUUUGAAAGUCACAAGCAGUUGGAUAACCUAUUUCUAUUCGGGUGGCUACAGAUACGUGAGGUGACACGAGCGAGGGUUUUCGUGUCACUGUGUGCAAAUGGAACUCGUGGGGUUCUGUCCUUGAGUUAACUUACCGUUACCUUUCCAUUUUCCAAGAUUAGCAGUCAGUUGAUUUAUCAAAUCCUUCACAGGCUCCGAUUCUUAAGUCUGCAUUUAUGAUCGGACUUGAAAUAGCAGUGCGAUUAAAAAGGAACCCCUUUAUUGGUUUUGUUUUGCAGAGUUUAUGUGGGGGAGAGGGUCGCUUGCUUCUUUUUUCUUGCGGAUGUGGGUAGGAGUGAACUUUCUUGGAGACAACCGAUCGCGAAGGGGCUUGAUGUUUAUUUAACGUGUACUUUUUAAAAAUUAAGUAAAGUUAAAGAAGUUCAGUCAAGGUGUUUUGAGAUAAUUUGACCACGUACAAAAUUUACUUUAAAUCGAAGUAAACCUGUAAAUAAUUUUUUAGUAAAAUAGAAAAUCACCAAGGAAAUAAUAUAAACCAUAAAGGAACAAGGAUGGUCAAGAAUGGUGAAGAUUAACACGGAUUAUAAACGGAUUACAAACUUGAAAAAUUUAGGUCAAACUAUUCAACGGACGCGCAAACCAUGACGUAGGUCCUUUUAAAGUGUUAUUGGCCAAGGCGGUGACAUAAGUAUACUUGUGACAAGCGGUUCUUUCCUGGCUACAGCUACUACUUGUGUCAUCCCUGUGAAGAAAUUAAACAGCAGCAAAAGAAGCCGCCUUCUAUUCACAUAAUCAGAGCAAGCCCUAUCCAGCUCUCUGGCUUGUUUAGCAGAAAAUCUGGGGCUGGGUGUUGGAAAAGAUCUCGGAUUAUCCCUAAGUCGGUGGAGGUUCUGAAUUUCUCCUGGAUAAAAGCAGGGUUUGAAGGACACAAAAUACGUAUGAACAGAAAACCUUCCUGCAAAGUUACACUGGCAACGAUAUUACAAAUAAACAGCCAGUUUCUCGUGCCAAGUUUUAUUUUCUCUUGUGUUGGACAAAAAAAUUAUCAUAGUACAAGAAUACGGAAAGACUCCAAUAAUACCCGCCACUCCCGAAAAUACUUCCGCUACCGGUAUUCCUUUCAAUAAGCCUUUAUAAAUUGCAGUUUAAUUCUUAUGAAAAUAUGAUAAGAUUUUGCCCACUCCGUCUGCUGUAGGUGAUAUUUUGUUUUGUUUAUGUAUACGAUAUUUCAGAGACUUUCGUUUCGUCCGAUGAUUGUGAACUUAUUUGCGACACAGCACUUUUCCUUUACUUAAGGGACUUAGCGUCUGGAAAACGCCCGACCAUUCUUGGAGCUCCAAUGACAUUUAAUAAUAAUGAUAACCUCCAAAGCUAAAUCCACCCUCAACUAAGCUCAUCAAGAAGCGUUUUUACGGAUUUUACGGUAUGACAAAAAGUUUCGUUGGCUAGUCGAUCUGCUUGCUAAAAAUUUUGAAAAACUGCCCGAGUGUGAAAGGUAAAAAUGCCUGAAAGUUUAAGGAUUUCUAGAAAUAACCUUUUAUGCUGAAUGGUUUUAUGCUUGUCUCGAUAUUAAGAGACUGAAAGAUUUAAGACCGUUAUAAGACGCUACGCCCGUUCCUUCCUGUGGUGACCGAAAUAACCACGAUUUUGAAUUUUGUCUGUGAAUUCGUUUUGAACUUUCAGUCGAGAUCACGAAAACCAGUGUAACCAAUGAGUGUAGACUGAUGUCUCCCUGAUACGUUCAGUCUUGAAAUGGAAGUUAAUUUCGCUAACUCUUGGGAAAACGAAAUCGCUAAAUUUAGCUAAGCUCAGAAUAGUAGCUCAAGGCAAUAGAGAUUUUAAUUAGUUUUUCAUGCAGUCGUUGGAAGUUUGAUUGGCUGGAAAGGCAACGAAGCUAUAUUUAAACUUUUACAAUAACCAAUUUGUCCAUUUACUACAGGAAAUUUCUGCUGUUUCCUUUUGAAAGUCGGUUUGAAGGGAACAAAGGCCUCAAUAGUAGUGAUUGAUUUUCCGCCUCUUUCUAUUACAUGGGCAACAAAUUUUAAACUCGUUUCCUUGCAAAUUUUGUCUUACACGGUGCUCGCUUAUUCACACGUGAAACGAGUGAUUCGAGAUAUUACAUGUAAACAUUUAUUUUAGUGUUGCUUAGAGCGAGUGCCUGUUUCAAGGUCAAUUUCUUGAAGUGUUUAAUUACCAAUUAACCAAUCAAUAUUAGUAAAGCAGCUCAUUUGCUCUUCUUCUGUACACAGCCAGCGCCGCGCACAGUUGAUUAUUACAAACUGAAACACAUGCCAAAAGGCAAGGCAAACAUCCUGAUUGCGUUAUUUCAAAAGUUAACGUAAGUUCAAAAACGUUUACUUGUAGUGCGAUUGUAUGAGUUUUCCGCCUCUCUCGAACAGGCAGUACUUUCUUUAAAACAGCUCCUUCGAAAUGUUGUUACAACUUUGUAUCCCAUGUCCUCAUCGUCGCAUGCGAAAGGAGUUUAGUAAUGUUGCUUUUAGCGAGAAUUCCAUUCAAUGUCAACUUCAUGAAAUGUUUAAUUAAUUACCGAUAUUUAAGCAAUCCAAUUUCCAAAGCCGUUUGUUUGCCUUUCUUCUGUACACAACCCACUUUGAAUACAAAAAGAGACGUCAUAAAGGCAAGCCAAACUACUUGUUUGCAUUAAUUUCACGUUGCACUUUAUUCAACAAAAGGAAUUUUAUUAACUGUCAAAAAGACGGACUUAAGCAAAGUGCAAUUACAGGCGUUUGUUUACAACUUCAGUGUGAGUGUUCCUUCGGCGACAUGGAGUACAGGGUUUCUGAUUCGUCAGGGUUUACACCAGCCGUGGCUGGCUCAAGGAGAACGAGUCACGUCUUUACAAAAGGUACAUUCACUCAAAACGGUAUUUACACCAUCGAGGAACCAAUAAAGAAAGCUCCCAAGCGACCGAAUGCUAAAGAAUACGAAAUCAUCUACAAAGCAUACCUUGAAAUUAGAGAAGAGAAUGAUGUUUUGCGGAGAGAAAGCCAAAAGAUUCAAGGCGAACUGGUGGAGGCGAGAGGCAAAGUGCUCGCUGUCUCCCAAGAGAACGAAGAAUUAAGGGAACAUCUUUUUCAGCUUCAACACACCGAGAACUGGGGACAGAUUAUUCGCGGCAAAGAUGAAGAAUUGAAAAGACUGAACGAGUUUAUCCAUAAAAUGUCUUACGAUCGAGCUGAAGCCAUAAAUAACAAGUCUGUGGCCGAAAUGGCCGUCGACGAACUGAAAUCAAAACUUCGCCACAAGACCAAACAAGUUAAAGAAGUGAAAGAGCUAGAAAAAAUUCAGAGCAAAGCCGUGAUUCUCAACGAGACAGAGAAACUGCGAAACGAGAGAAACAACGCCGUCGCUAAUCUAACACGGCUUGAAGCUUUAGUUCAGAAACUCAAACAAGAAGCGAGCCAUGAGAAAAGGAUAAGCGAGGAACGAAAAAUGGUCAUACAAGAAAUCCACAAAAGGUUGACAACUAAGGAAAAACAAAUCGAGGAGCUUCGUAAACAGCUUGCGAUGUCGCGCUUUUUCAACAAAUGAUUUCAAUCGAUUGCGUAAACAACGUGUACAAAGUGUUCUUUGUUUUUCAUUUCAUGCCGAUUUAAUUGCGAUCUUAGCUUUGAAGUGCACAGCAAACAAAUUCACUCUCACGACAGAGUCGAGACAGACUUGUUUGCGCAAGCUCACGUGGGAAUUUGAUCGGUAGUUCACUCUUCAAGCAACAUUUUAGGGACAUUAAUAACAAUAAUUGUUUAUUAAAAGUAAAUCGAACAGUUGCGCAAACCACACCACGCCGGAGGAAUUUAAAAACGGCGGUUUCACUCUGAAAACGCAUCAAAUGUUUCCCGUCCACACUACG